UCUGUCUGUCUGUCUGUCCUGACGGACAAGUUGAGACGGGAGUGAAGGUGUGGCGGCAGUCCUGAGAAGGAGACCUAUCUGCGACAUUCAAGUUCCAAGGGUGGAAACUUUGUGGAACUUUUCCUGAUGUCUGUCUUCAUUCGGCGUCGCGAGUCUUUGGCCAUAUGGUAGUGUUGUAGAGGAGCGAGGUACAGGAACAGAUCUGGAGGCAGCAGGAGCCUCGCAGGCUGGAUUUCGCUGUCUUUGGUGACCUGAUAUCGACAUUGCUGGAUCCCAAACCUUCAGGUCAUGCUCAUGUGGCUCAUGCGAUUUGGAGGAAUGUAACAAUCUGCCAUGGAGAAGGCUUAAUAACUGCUGGAGGAAGAGCAGGCUGUGCUUCACUGCAGCUCUGAUCUCUUCCCGUUUCUCUCAUUUCUGGCCUUAGCUUUUUUUCACAUUUUUGCAACGCUUCCUUUUCCUAUACUUUUCCAUCACUUCUCACACAGCUACCAUGCGCCGAUUCAGCUCUGAGGGAUCCCUCCUGGAUCUUGACUUCCUCCCGUGGAAGAGGGUGGCACUGAAGGACCCAGAUAAUGGGAAGAACCGGGAGUCUGGCACCUAUACACCUCACAUGAAGGAAGAUGAGCUGGGUGGGGGCUCGGGCUUCCAGACUCCCACCAUCCUGGAGCCCAGAGCGAGUCCACCUGAGGCCAGAAAGAAGGGGAUGAACAAGGAGCACAGCGUCAGUGUGGAGACCCUGAGCGAGCUGGGGAAACAGGACAAGAGCCACCUGGGAGUGUGUGUCAUCAGUGGAGGCUGCAGGGCCUACAGCGACGGCCAGCUGGCCCCGGCCAACAAGGGCAGCACGGAGAGCAUGGAGGGAGACAAUCUGACCCCCCCGUCUCCUUCGUCCUCCGCCAACCCCUUCCCCCUCAAACCUCAGCACAGGCACCAGCAUAAAGCCAAGCUGGCUGCCGCUAAACUGCACCUCAAGAGUCUGUUUGGACAGAGUCCUACUUCCUCAAACUCCAACCUGUCUAAUGCAGACCCGAAAGACAGUGCUACAGAGAGGAGGUCUCGCCUGGUCUUCAUGCGUCAGUGGAGUCAGGUGGGCCACGGUAAGAAGAGGAAGAUCAGCCAGGAAGAGCUGGAGAAAUGGGCCGAGUCCCUGAACGCCCUGCUGGCCAGCCACACUGGUGUUUCAGUGUUUGGAGCAUUCCUGCGCUCUGAGUUCAGCGAGGAGAAUCUGCAGUUCUAUCUGGCCUGUGAGCAGUACAGAAACUCGUCCAACAACUUCAGCCUGCAGAGGAGGGCCAAGGAUAUCUGCGCCACCUACAUCCAGCCAGGUGCCCCCCGGGAGGUGAACCUGGACAGCAAGACGCGGGACCUGAGCCUCCAGCUGCUGCAGGCUCCCUCUCACACCUCUCUGGACCACGCUCAGAAACGCAUCUACUCGCUCCUGGACACGGACUGUUAUCCCCGCUUCCUCCAGUCCAACAUCUACCUCUCCUUACUGCGAGAGGACGACUAGCAGCCACACGGGGAUCACACACCUGGAGGAACAGUGGCUCAGCUGUUCCCAGGACGUCCUAAACUCUGUAGACCAUAAACCUAACAUAGAGCUGCUGUUUGUGUAAAGACAAUAUAUCUGGAUCAAACGUUGAUGCCAUUUGGCCACUGUGUGUAGGAAAGUGAGUCAGUUAAUAUAUGCUUUCCAUUCAGAGUCUCUGUGUUUCCCUCUGCUUCCAGUCUUUAUGCUAAGCUAAGCAUACCCAGACUCCAGCUCUGUACUAACACAGACAUGGUAUUGGUAUCAAUCCUUUUAUCUCAUUUUUGAAGAAAAAAAAAGAAGAACAUUUCAUCAAAUGUUAAACCAUUCCUUUAUUUGGCUUCUUGUUGACCCUGGGAAUUUGGAAAAACAGAGGCUAGGCGAGGCAGUUUUGUUUCUGUUACUUUAAAUGACCCAUAAAACUACGCAGCGCUCAUUUUAACCAAUCAACAUCCUCCCUGUCAGCAGCUAAUGUUCCCAUGGUCCACUGCUCUGAGUUCCCUCUGCUGACGGAAAGGAAAAACCCGUUCAGCAAGGAUGAGCUCUUUGCAGGAAAAGGUCAAAGUACUACGUGAGUUACUUGUAUGGCACAGAUGGGAAACCUGAGCAAAUUGACUCUGACGGGUCAAAUGACUCCGUGACUACAAGGAAGUUGAGCUCAGUCUGCUUCUGAAUACUCUGCUCCACUGUUCAAACAAAGACAAACUGUGCAUGCAUACACUAGCCUUAGAAAACACUCAGUCAUUUAAGCAGGCUGUGUGUAAUGAGUAUGUUGAGUAUGUUAGCAUUUCCUUGACUGUUGGUCAUGUAAAAAUUGAAACACCCUCAUAUGACAGGACAUUUUAAAGAAAGAGAAAAUAAGUAAUACGUGUUUGUAAUGUUUGAGAGUUUUAAAGAGAAACAAAUAAAAUCCAUUUUUUUU
This is a messenger RNA of Sander lucioperca (pikeperch), 2450 nucleotides long. Its product is annotated as regulator of G-protein signaling 1. Bases 491 to 1510 code for a protein of 339 amino acids. Lineage: Eukaryota; Metazoa; Chordata; Actinopteri; Perciformes; Percidae. The transcript has 6 exons. The record is from RefSeq and is a predicted model, not a curated record.